CGUAAUUAUCGGUAACGAUAUGGCGAGAAAUUAAUGUUUCAUAUAGCAAAUCUUCAGAUUAAUUUUUUCAAGUGUAAAUAAGAUAAACUAUCGAUCGAAAAUCUCAGUGUAGAAAUGCUCUUAAUGUGUCUAGGAAAAAAAUCGAUGCUGCUUUUCUGGUUUUUAUGCAGACGUGAAAGAUACAUGAUAUUUCUCACAGCAGUUCAAUACCGACUAAUCCUCCGAAUAUACAUAUUAUAGUCUUGCGGUAUGGCUGGAGCAAGACGCAAGACGAACCACAUGAACAGAUUUGUUAAUGAAGACAGUCAGCGCAAAAAUUGGGAGGAGCACUACUGUUUGGAAGAAUAUAACAAUUAUCAUGAACAUCCUGAAGAAGUUCGUCAAAAUUUUUCAAAAUGUGUUGUUUUUCGUGGUAAACACGUGAAACCAAAUAGCAACCGUCCCAAUACAUACAAAAAAGGUCAUCUGAAAAAGUGCAUCAUUUUUACAUGCUGUGUCGUACUAAUAAUACUAACGCUCGUACUUGUUUAUGUUUUCAACCACCAAAAAAUAAAGGAUAAAAAACAGUUAUUAUCCCAACACACCGAUACCGAUACUUCAGAUACAAAAGUAUGUGAUCACAUCGAAGUGGAGGAUGUGUGGAUCACUGCUUUACCUAAAUUGUUGACAGAAUCGGCAUUUAGAUUGUUAGAUGUCAAUCAAGAUGGUAUACUCGAUAUAAUAUUUGGUUUUGCAACGGGAGUAGAUGGCUAUUCGAUACCUAGAGUUGUUUGUGAUAUUUAUUUCAACUCCACAUACCCAUGCUUUGGAGGAAUCAUGGCUCUGGAUGGCAGGAAUGGACAAGAAUUAUGGAGGCACUAUUCUGAUCAUGAAUUAUUUGGAAUUAAUUGCAAUGCUGACCUAAAUCUGGAUGGUUUAAACGACUGUCUCGGAGGAGGAAGAGCAGGGGCCUUUGAUGCUGUGAAUGGUCGUACUGGAGAAUUAUUAUGGAAGUUUGAAGACACAGAAGCCAAGAAUAGACUUAUGAAUCUGUAUACAGCACAUAUUAUUGAUGAUUUAGACGGAGACACGGUGGUAGAUAUACUAGUAAUUCACGGUGGUGACCCAUUAAGCGAACCAGGAAGCAAACAUCGCCUAUCGGGUCGAAUUAUCUUCUUCAGUGGAAAAUCUGGAAAAGUUCUCAGCUGGUCAGGCGUGCCGGAUGAGAAAGAGUCCUACUAUUCUCCACAGAUCAUUACGAGAGCGGACGGAACGAAGCUUGUUUUGUUUGGAACUGGUGGAGAGACACACGGCGGGGGACUCUGGGUCAUCAACAUCAAUGAUUUGUAUUAUCGGCGAAUGGAUAAAGCAAUUUGUAUUUUUUCCGAUGCUAAGAAAGGCGUUAUGACACCCCCUGUCCUACUGGAUCUCAAUGAAGAUGGUGCGGAGGACAUUGUCAUGUCCAUGUUCAAUUCCCAUGUAAUUGCAUUUGAUGGAAAAACUUUAGAUCAGUUGUGGAAUUUUUCUGUUCCCUCGUCCGAAUCGUACAAUACACCAGCACCAGGUUAUUAUAACAACGACAACAUACCUGAUUUUUUGAUUAAAUAUGCCCAUGGACCCGGUUUCCCUAUCUAUUACUACUCAGAGACGACAAUUCUGGACGGUAGAGAUGGCAAGAGUUUAUUAAGAUCUCCUCUUUUGGAUACAAUGGGAGCGCAGUCGUCCCCCCUGACGAUCAGUAUGGAAGGAUAUGGAAAUGACGUGUACUUGUACUGGAUUUCCGACUGUGAACAUCAUGAGGGACAAGGGGGAACAUACAAAUUUGUAAAAGAUACCAACGUUCAUGAACAGAGUAGAUCAGAUAUUUGUCGUCUACGUUUUAAGUCUCGAGGAUUUACUAAACUGAUGGCAAAGAAUCAACACAUGGACUCACAAGGAAUUCCUAUUUACUAUUCCGGAGACAGAAAGCACGUAGAACACGAACAUUGGAUAAAUACCACUACAGAAUCCAUUCUUUACAUCAAAACCCAUCCAGAUGUGUACUACAGUUUCCUGAAAUACCAACAAAUGGGAGAAAAUAUAAACAGCAUUAAAGAGAAAAAGGUUACAAAAAACUACAAAAUCAAAGAUGAAAUGCAACCCUCUGAAAACAUUUUGCAUCCCUCAACAAGUGGCAAACUGAGGAAGGGGAUAGAUAUCGAUAAGCGUCAUAUCAUCAUGAAUGACAACCAUAAUAUUCAGAAUAAUCGUGAAAAGGGUGAACACAGCAGGAAAUACUACCACAAAUCAGCACACAAUUCAUAUAGGAAGCAAAGAAAAAUCAAACGGCAUGUCGGUCCUCAUGACGACGAUGGGAUUCAGCGAUUACUAUCCACCGGAACUUUGGCUCCAUCUAUGCUUGUUUCUACACAUCCAAAUUACAAUCAUUCAAUCGAUGUACUGUUCGCUACAUACUGGUUCUUUCCCGCUAAGACAAAGGCUAUCCUUCCAGAGGAUGAAAAAUGUAUAAGGCAAAAAAUGGAAGAUGAAAAAUAUCGUUUUGAUCCAAAAAACAAAUACUACGGUCUAGACCAUGAUGGUUAUGAGCAUGCUAUUACAGACGAGUGUCUACAUAAAAGUGGCCAUGAACUACCUGAGGAUGAAACGUACGAAUCCCAGUCUACAUAUAAUCCCUACAAUGUACACAUGGGUCAAAUGACAGUUUACAGAUUGAGGCUGACGAUAACAUGCAAGGAAUGUGAUCAAAAUAGAGAAUGUUCCCGCGUCUUACCUUUUGAAAAGCAGCGAUGGACAUCGUAUAUGGGGAACGAAGGUGACAGUCACUGGAAGAAGACUACAACAGGAAACUAAACACAUACAUACAUACAUACACAUAUUGCAUGUGUAUAUCAAGAUAUAGAGCUCACGACAGGUGUGACCGGUCGACAGGGGAUGCUUACUCCUAGGCACCUGAUCCCAUCUCUGGUGUGUCCAGGAGUCCGUGUUUGCCCAACUCUCUAUUUUGUAUUCCUUGCAGGGGUUAUGAGAUUGAUCACUGUUCGUUAUCUUCACCAUUUAUACAAACAUACUCUCUCAAUUACCAUCACAUAUACCCACUGAAUUCGUUGUGUGACAGUCACUGGAAGAAGACUACAACAAGAAACUAAACACACACUUACAUAGUGUAUAUGUAUAUUCAUAUUAUACUUUAUACGUAAUCACCAUCACAUAUACUCACUAAAUUCGUUGCAAGUGGAUAAUAAAUAUAAAACUUACACUGAACAAUGUCCAUCAGAACGUUUACCAGAACAUUGAUGUGUUUAUUCAUUUAUUUAAACAAUCAUAUUAAGUUUGUGCACAAUUUUCGACCAACGCGGAAAAAUGCCCAAUUAAAAAUGGUUGCCU
Messenger RNA from Ostrea edulis (European flat oyster), 3363 nucleotides. RefSeq lists its product as uncharacterized. The transcript is spliced from 12 exons. NCBI's taxonomy places the organism in Eukaryota, Metazoa, Mollusca, Bivalvia, Ostreida, Ostreidae. Bases 250 to 2829 code for a protein of 859 amino acids. Gene Ontology annotation, molecular function: protein binding. The record is from RefSeq and is a predicted model, not a curated record.